ACGUAAAAACAUAAACAAAUCGAAUUCCCAACUCAGUUUAUCCUUGUUUCUCACACCGUUUAACAACACUUUUCAAUUGAGACACAGAGAGAGAGAGAGAGAGAGAGAGAGAGAGCUCAAUUGAGAGAGAGAGAGAGAGAGAGAGAGAGAGAGAGAGAGAGAUGGAAGGAGGAGCGAGAAGAGACCAAUGGGGGUACGAAGUGAGGACAUCUUCAGACGCUUGCGUCUCUGCCAUUAACGCUUAUUAUCACCAGGUGCUGAUUUAUGGGAGAGAGAGGUCUGUGAUAUUGAAAGCAACAGAAAGCGACAAAGACUGUGUGUUGGCGAACAUUUUGGCUGCCCAUUUCCUUGCCUCCUCAGACCCUUCCCGAGCUCCUUCCUAUCUCCACGCUGCUAUAUCCAGACUCGAACAAGCCACCUCGUACGAGAAAGCGGUUUUCGACGCUGUCAAUAGUUUGAUGUGUGAGAAUAGAGACGAUGAUGUUGCUCUUGAGUUACAUUUCAAGCUCUUGAAAGAUUUCCCGAGAGAUUUGGCCUCUGUUAAAAGAGCCCAAGUGCUCUGCUUUUACAUGGGACGACCUGAUUUAUCCUUAGCUCUUAUUCAGGAGGUUCUACCCCAAAAUCAAGAAAAGAGUUACAUAUAUGGUAUGCUUGCUUUUCCGUUGCUGGAGCUAGGUCGAAUGGGAGAUGCUGAGAAAGCUGUGAAAAAGGCAUUAGAGAUCAACAAGCAUGACUGCUGGGCACAGCAUAAUAUGUGCCAUGUUCUUCAAAAUGAGUGCCGGUUUAAAGAAGCGGUAGACUUCAUGGAAGGUUGUUCGCCUUCUUGGGAUCGUAUAUCAUCAUUUAUGAUCACGCACAACUGGUGGCAUGUAGCACUUUGUUUCUUGGAAGGCCAUUGGCCAAUUCAAAGAAUCCUAGAGGUCUAUGAUCAACAUAUUUGGAAAGAGUUGGAAAAACCCAAUGCUGCUCAUCCAGAGGUUUACUUGAAUUGUCUGGGUUUGUUAUUGCGGGUGCAUGUUCGCGGCGAAAUUGAAGUCUUUAAGGACCGUCUGAAGAUCUUAAUAAGUUGCAUAACAGAUCAACGCAACUGGUUUAUGGAGUGGCACUUCGAUGUUUUGAUAUUAUGGGCAUUGGCUAAUGCUGGUGAGGUUUCUAAAGCUGAAGAUUUGCUCAAAGGCUUAAAAUCCAGAGCGGCGAAGAUGAACAACAAGAAGCGAGAGUUGAUACAGAAAGGGUUAUCGCUAGCUGAAGCCAUGUAUGAGUACGGAAGGGGUAACAACAAACGAGCGUUGGAAUUGCUUGGGCUGGAUUUUGACGCCGUAAACUAUAAGAUAAUUGGGGCUUCUGAUGAGCAACUUGAUGUGUUCAGUGAAGUCUGGUACUCCGUGUUGUUGAGUGCCGGACAAGCUACAAAAGCAAUUGAAGCACUUGAAAAGAGUAUCAAAAAGAGGGGAGGAGUCCCUUUUUUGUGGCGUCUGCUGGAGAGAGCAUAUAACAUGAUUGGAAGUAAAGAAGCUACAAUUGUUGGUGAGAAGGCCAAGGAGUUAGAGUCCAAGUAUCUCUAAAGUAGAAAAAUCUCUCGCGUUUUUCUUUUGGGAUCAUUCUUUGUUGAUGCCUUAUGUCCAGCACAGUAGCACUGACUGCUGAACAAUUAGUGUUGUGUAUAUACAAUACAAAGCCAAUAAAGAAACAU
Morus notabilis is the source of this 1693-nucleotide messenger RNA. Its product is annotated as tetratricopeptide repeat protein 38. Gene Ontology annotation, molecular function: protein binding. The record is from RefSeq and is a predicted model, not a curated record. NCBI's taxonomy places the organism in Eukaryota, Viridiplantae, Streptophyta, Magnoliopsida, Rosales, Moraceae. The transcript is spliced from 14 exons. The coding region runs from base 162 to 1565 and encodes 467 amino acids.